This is a messenger RNA of Carassius auratus (goldfish), 1705 nucleotides long. RefSeq lists its product as uncharacterized. Gene Ontology annotation, molecular function: cysteine-type deubiquitinase activity. Lineage: Eukaryota; Metazoa; Chordata; Actinopteri; Cypriniformes; Cyprinidae. Gene Ontology annotation, biological process: protein deubiquitination. The transcript has 3 exons. The record is from RefSeq and is a predicted model, not a curated record. The coding region runs from base 233 to 1705 and encodes 490 amino acids.
UAAUGCACAUGGUUGCCAAGACGGUGGCAUAUAUUUGAAAUAUGAAAACAGCUGCCAUUAUGAAGUUGUUGUAUGUGGAAAGAGCAAGGAUGGUAACUGUGUAUUAUUUUGUAAAUCACCAUCUCAACAUUCACUGUCUGAUCUAGCAUCAAAUGUGUCUUUAAAGUCACGUGAGGAUUCUAGUGAGAAACUUGACUGCAGCAAUAGUACAGAGUUCAAAGAAGAAAAACAAAUGAAGGCAAAGAAAAGAUUACAUGAGGAUGAAGAAAAACAAAUGAAGGCAAAGAAAAGAUUACAUGAGGAUGAAACUUACAUUUCAAUUAUGAAAUCCAUCAAUAAAAAAUACAAGAAAAAUGAACAGCAUAAAGGAAAAGUGAAGAAAAGUGUGAACAAAUACAAAUUAAAUGAUUUACACUGCAAAGCUGUGUCAGAAAUGGAAGCGGAUGUUGACUGCAGUCAAUCUUUGACUUGUGUCACAAACACAGAUAAGAUAUCUGGGAAUGAAACGUGUGUAGAACAGAAAACAGAAACGCCUUUAUACCCAACAAAAGAAAAUUCAAGUGAUGUUGAAUUUGUUUCAGAAACUGUAAAUAUUUCUUUACAGUUUAGUCCAUUGACAUUACAGCAACAAAAGAGUGUUUGCUUAAAGCUAAACAUCGUAAACAUCAUAAAAGAAGACAAUAAUCCAAAUGAGAUUAUUGAAAUGGCUGAACCUUGUGAAACAAAAAGUAUUUUGGGUGAUGGUAAUUGCUUUUUUAGAGCAGUAGCUUUUGCUGUAAGUGGAAGUGAAGAAGAACACAGAAAAGUGAGACGGGCUGUCGUUACACACAUACUGGAGAAUGAAGAUAAAUAUGUACAUAAUCUUAGACAAGGAUACAGCUCUGUACCAGAGUACAUUGCCACAUCAAGAAUGAAAUAUGUUGGAACUUGGGCGACAGAGAUGGAAAUACAAGCAGCCAGUGAUUUAAUUGGUGUAGACAUUUUUACAUAUACUCGAGAGAAAUGGCUUAAAUAUAAAUCUUCAAACAUCUCCUCUAGACAGAGCUGUCAACACCAUGGGAUUUAUUUGAAGCAUGUGAAUAGCUGUCAUUAUGAAGUGGUUGUAUGUGUAAAAACCAACAACAAUACCUGUGCUUGCUUUUGUAAAGCAUCUUCUCAAGGUUCAGCCUAUAAUAUACAUUUAAAAGCUAGUUCAAAGCUACGUAAGCUUUAUAAGGAGAGACUGCGAUAUAGUCGUGAUCAUGAUUUUAAAGAAAAGAAAAAAAUGGAAACUAAGGAAAGAUAUGAUGAGAAUGAAACUUAUAAAGAGAAAAAAAUAAAAUGUAGUACUAAAAAAGAGAAUAACAAAUGGUACACAGAUGUUGAGUUUAACAAGACUUGGAUUAAUCCUCUGGGUAAAAUAGAAGAGGAAAUGACUGAUGAAACUGAAAACAAUGAUAUGGAAUUGGACAAUUGUGAGGAUGUGCGUAUUAACGAAGAGCAAAACAUUGACAAUGAUGAUAAUGAGAUGAGUGAUGAAACACUUCAUGAUCGACAGCAGCAUGGUUUGUUUAUGGAUUCAUGUUUGCAGCCAGUGGACAUUGCUCAAGAGGUUUUAGAUCAACACUUUGAUGGUAUUAUGUCACUUGCACCAGCAGAGGGCAAUAAUCCAAUUGUUGGUGGCACACCACACAGCCAGGUGCUGCACCUCAUCCCUGUUGUGUGA